ACAUUCUCACAACGGUUCACUAGGGGCUCACUACAAAAACCGAAGUCCAAGACUCGGACCAACAAACUGUAAAACCGACUGAUCACCAUUUUUUCUUCAUUCCAAUUCAAUUACGAGUGAGAUUCAGAGAUGACAAUAGAACAUACUAAGAAAUUAAUGGCGACAACAGAGGUGGAAAAUAAGAGGGAUGUCGAUUAUGAUUCGGAGAAUGGAGAGAUUAUUGAUGAAAGAGGCGAUUACAUUGUCGAUAAUCCUGUAAAAUCUAUCGAUACAUUUCAUCCUCUUGAGAAUUCUUGGACGUUUUGGUUCGAUAAUCCUUCUGCUAAAUCUAAACAUGCUGCUUGGGGUAGUUCCAUUCGUCAAAUUUACACUUUCUCCACUGUUGAACAUUUCUGGAGCCUGUACAACAACAUACAUCUUCCAAGCAAGUUAGGUGCCGGGGCAGAUUUUCAUUGUUUUAAGAAUAAAAUCGAGCCUAAAUGGGAGGAUCCAAUCUGUGCUAAUGGAGGCAAGUGGACUGUUACUUUCUCGAGGGGAAAAUCUGAUACAUGCUGGCUUGAUACGUUGUUGGCAAUGAUUGGAGAGCAAUUUUAUCAUGGAGAUGAGAUAUGUGGAGCAGUUGUCAACGUGAGAGUUAGGCAGGAAAAAGUAUCCCUGUGGACCAAAAAUGCUGCAAAUAAAGCUGCUCAGCUAAGCAUUGGAUUACAGUGGAAGAAGUUCCUUAACUACAAUGACAGUAUCAGUUUCAUAUUUCAUGAUGAUGCAAAGAAGCACGACAGGGAUGCCAAGAAUCGUUACAGUUGUUGAGGUUGUAAAUUGUUGUAAAUCAUUAGCACUUAUGAAAGUUGAUCAAGUCGAAGUUGGAAGUAGACAAAAAUUAGUCUUUUUUGAUGUAAUUGAAAAUUCUCUUUCAAUGCUGAGAUAAAAAUGUCUAGUGUUGUAGCAUUUUAAUGAAAAUUUUACCAAUACAAACUCAU
This is a messenger RNA of Amaranthus tricolor (Joseph's coat), 977 nucleotides long. Its product is annotated as eukaryotic translation initiation factor 4E-2-like. The record is from RefSeq and is a predicted model, not a curated record. The transcript is spliced from 5 exons. Gene Ontology annotation, biological process: translational initiation. Gene Ontology annotation, cellular component: eukaryotic translation initiation factor 4F complex; cytoplasm. The coding region runs from base 130 to 807 and encodes 225 amino acids. Lineage: Eukaryota; Viridiplantae; Streptophyta; Magnoliopsida; Caryophyllales; Amaranthaceae. Gene Ontology annotation, molecular function: RNA 7-methylguanosine cap binding; translation initiation factor activity.